AUGGUGUGGCAGUGCCCUGACUGCACCCUCCUGAACGACCAAGCGCCCGCCUGCUGCGACCUGUGCGGGCACCCCGCGCCGGCCGCCCUGCAGACGCCCGGCACCGGCGCGGCGCGGCAGCAGCAGCAGGCCGGCGGCGCAGCAGUGGAAGUGGUCAACCUCGUCUCAGAGGACAAGGAGGCGGAGCAGGGCGGCAGCAUGGGGAGCGGUGGCAGCAAGGCCGCGGCAGGCGGACAGGCAGAGGCGGGUGCCGGCCUGUCAAAGGGCGCAGGUGCAGCAGCGGGUGUGGCGGGUUGGGAGGAUGACUGGGAUGAAGACUUCCAGAUCCAGCUCAGCGAGUCCCGCUCCCAGCCCAGCAGCCACCGGCAGUGGCAGCAGCUGGGCGGCAGCGGCGGCGCCGCCGCCAGCCCCCCGCACGCUGCACAGCCGGCUGCCGAGCAGCGGGUCCAGGGCGGGGCGGCGGGGCAGGCUGCCGGCCGCCCAGCGCCCAAGGCCCAGCGCCCGCUAGGGCUCGGCAAGAAGCAGGCAGCCACGGCGGGCGAGGAGCGGCGGCGCAAGGAGCGGGGGAUGGCGCAGCUGCACCACACGGCGGAUGAGCAGGGCAGCGGAUCCUCUGCGGAAACCGCCGUCACCGCGCAGGUGCUGCCAGGCGGCAAGCAGGAGCCCGCGCGCCAGCAGGUGCAGCAGCAGCGGUCGGCCCGCGAGGAGCCAGCAGCCAGCAUCACCAGCGGCAGCCCGGCACCGAUGCCGUCCCGGGAUGCGGCGGGCGGCAGGGGCAGCGUGCAGCCGCCGCCGCAGCGCCCUCAGCUGGGCAAGCGGCCACUGGAAGGCAGCUCAGAGCAUGGGCAGCAGCAGGCAGCACAGGUGGCUCUGCCGCCGCAGCGGCUGCCAUUGGCGGUGCCCAAGGGCUUGCAGCUGCCACCCCAGCCCAGCAAGCUGCUGGGCAAGCUGCCGCGCGACCAGCCGCAGCACCCGUCCACGCAGGUCAAGGCGCAGCAGCAGGCGGCACAGCUGGCGGGCGCCCGCCAGGCAUCGCCCGCGCUUGCCGCAAGGGCGCAGCAGGCCGCCACCCCGUCGCCAGCAGCAGGCCUGCAGCGGGCGGCCGCCACGUCAGCGGCUGGGCAGGUGCGGCAGCCGUCGCCGAUGGCGGCGGGUGCAGGCGCUCAGCCCAUCCCGCUGCGCCUUCCCAAGCAGGCCUCGCUGCGGCUGCCGCCGCGCCGCACCUCGUCAGGACACACCAAGCUCAGCCCUCAGUCGGCGUCCGCCAGCCCGCCGUCCGAUGCGGCAGCGCCCCACGCCGCCACCCCGCUGGUCCACAGCCAGCCUGGCGCGGCCGCAGGGGCGCCUGCUGCGCCAGCAGAGGCUCGCAGCGGUCGCAAGAAGGCGCCAAUCCCCGCGCCACCACGCCAGCCGCCCGCAGGCCUGCCGCCGCUGCCGCCAGUCAGGGAGCGCAGGCUUUCGGCUCCGGCGCAGCAGCAGCAGCAGCAGGGCGCUGGAGGUGCGGCAGGCGAGCAGGAGGAGGCUGAGGCACCGGUGCAGCCGCAACCGGAGGCGCGGGAGCAGCUGCCGCCUGAGAGGAGCGCCGGGCCGGAUGCCUGGCAGCACGGGCUGGCUGCUUUCUACGCGCAGGGGCACCCCUCCCAGCCUGCUCCGCAGCAGCAGCAGCAGCAGCAGCAGGCGGCUGCCGCGGCGCCAGCCUGGGUGCGGCGCGCCAAGCAGUUGGCCUGCGACGUCACGUCGGCCCUGCUGGCCGCUGCCAGCAAGUGCCAGGCAGUCGAGGCCGCUCCCGUGGCGGGCCAGAGGCCCAGCCGGGGGGCGCAGCAGGCUAUGCAAGGGUGGCUGGCGUACCGAGUGGCGGCGCGCCUGCCUCAGGCUGCCGCCUGCCGCACCGCCGCAGACGUGCUGCGGCUCGCGGCGGCGGCCGCGGCGGCCGCGCCGCCCCCUCUGCCGGGCGCGGCGCUCACGCCCGCUCCAGGCAGCCAGGCUGACGGGCAGGCGGGUGAGGCGCAGCAGGCGGCGGGGCCCGAGGGCCCGCCGCCGCCGCCGCUCAUGGACUUGGGCCAGGCGGCGGCGCGGCUACUGGCAGCUUCCCGUCACCAGGCCCACGCCCUGUCGCUGGGCGAGCGCACCAAGCGCUUCUUCGGCCAGCGGGCCUCGGCAGUCAGGGCGGAGAUCAGGCACCGGCUGGCAGCAGAGCUCGGCGAGCCAGGCGGCGGCGCCAGCGCGAGCGUGAGCAGCCGGCGCGCGGCGCGCGCGGGCAAGCGCGCUGCCGCCGCCGCCGCGCUCCCGCCCAAGCCCAGCAGGCUGAGCCAGGCCGGUGCCGGCGCGCCGCGCACGGUGUCCAUCGAAGCGCUUCACGGCGCGGGCGCCGCAGGCCGGCACGCUGCCGUCGCCUCCAUCUAUCGGGGCGUGCGGGCUGUGCCCAAGCCGAGCGGCGGGAUCAAGUAUGAGGCCAGUGCGUGUGUGGUGGGCAAGCAGCUGUGGCUGGGCACCUACCCAACGCUGGAGUCGGGCGCCCAUGCCGUGGACCUCGACAACCGCCUGCUGCGGGAGCUGCGCGGCCUGGGCGACCUGGAUGGACUGAAGCGGUACAUCAAGCGCGUGUGCGGCGCGGGGCGCGGCCGCCGAACGCGCGGCUGA
Molecule: messenger RNA, 2640 nt
Organism: Chlorella variabilis
Lineage: Eukaryota; Viridiplantae; Chlorophyta; Trebouxiophyceae; Chlorellales; Chlorellaceae
Exons: 6
Coding region: 1-2640 (879 amino acids)
Biological process (GO): regulation of DNA-templated transcription
Molecular function (GO): DNA-binding transcription factor activity
Source: RefSeq, a predicted model, not a curated record